This is a messenger RNA of Prunus persica (peach), 2646 nucleotides long. Its product is annotated as CBS domain-containing protein CBSCBSPB1. Gene Ontology annotation, molecular function: protein binding. The record is from RefSeq and is a predicted model, not a curated record. The transcript is spliced from 16 exons. NCBI's taxonomy places the organism in Eukaryota, Viridiplantae, Streptophyta, Magnoliopsida, Rosales, Rosaceae. Bases 730 to 2367 code for a protein of 545 amino acids.
GUAUCUGAAACUAAAGCACCAAUUUUUUUUUUUUAUAUUUGUGCUUAUUAAUUUGUUAUAUUGAUUCAUAAAAAGUACCAAUCUAGUCGGAAAUUUAUCAACAAAAAUACAAUAAGAAAAUUGUAAAAUAAUUUUUCAGUAAUCAUAUGAUGUCAAUUAAUACAAGAACAAUUAGAACCCACUUCAUGGGGUCACUCCAAAAAAAAAAAAAAAUCCAUUUCAUGUGGUAUGGUAGAGGACCAAUACGAACAAAAGCCCCAAAAAAUAUAUGACACGAAAAUAACGAAGAAGAAAAAAUACACAGAAAAUUACAAAAAUCUUAUCCAAACUGCUAGGUGCUAAGUUUGAUCAGCCAGUGUGGAUGUGGAUGCCAAAAGCCAAUAUGAGGAUGGUGAAAAUGACAAAGAAAAUGAGUGUGUGGACAAGAAUGGCCUUGCCAUUUGUGGUGAAGCUCCCAAACUCAACAUGGCGGGUGUUUCCUGGUAUUUGAAACAGAAGACCAGGAGACAGCAGUAUGAACAACAUCAACCCAAGUAGAACGGGUGCCCAGUCCACCAUUUUCUUCUCUGCUUUCUUUCUAUAAUUGAUAUAUAUUUUUGUAAUUCAACAAUGAACAAUCCAACCCACAAGCCACAAACAGGUCCAACAUGAAAGGUUGCACCAUAUAGUGUAGCAUCCAAACUCCAAAGCCCCCAAGGAUAAUAAAUUGGUGUUUGAUUAAAGGCGACGAUGGCUAGUCAAGGCGGUUCUUCUAGAAGAAGUCUGUCAUUGACGAACACAUCGUUGCAGGACAAGAAGAAAUCCUCUGACGUUAGUAACGGAGGCCCUGAAUCAGCCCGUAAAUCUUUUUCGGCUUCUCGUUCCAUCGGGCUAACUGGAGAGCGUACGGUAAAACGCCUGAGGCUAUCAAAGGCUCUGACAGUACCUGAAAAUACCAGUAUUCAAGAAGCGUGUCGUCGAAUGGCUGCUCGUAGAGUUGAUGCUUUGUUGUUAACUGACUCUAAUGCAUUGCUCUGUGGAAUACUUACGGACAAGGAUAUAGCAACAAGAGUAAUUUCUCGUGAGCUUAAUCUCGAGGAUACGCUUGUUUCUAAAGUUAUGACAAGGAACCCGAUAUUUGUUCUUUCUGACACUCUCGCUGUUGAAGCCCUUCAAAAAAUGGUGCAAGGAAAAUUCAGACAUUUGCCUGUUGUUGAGAAUGGAGAGGUCAUUGCUUUACUUGAUAUAGCAAAGUGCUUAUAUGAUGCUAUUGCUCGAAUGGAAAGGGCAGCUGAAAAGGGAAAGGCUAUUGCUGCUGCUGUGGAAGGUGUUGAAAAACAUUGGGGCACAUCUACUUCUGGUUCCAAUACAUUCGUUGAGACACUUCGGGAGCGGUUGUUUAGGCCAUCCUUGUCUACAAUUAUUCCGGAAAGUUCAAAGGUUUUAACAGUUUCACCAACAGAUACUGUUUUGAUGACAACAAAGAAGAUGCAGGAGAUGCGAGUGAGCUCUGCUGUUGUGACAGUUGAUAACAAGCCACGAGGAAUUCUUACUUCAAAAGAUAUCUUGAUGCGGGUAAUAGCACAAAAUCUUUCUCCGAAGGCCACUCUUGUAGAGAAGGUCAUGACUCAAAAUCCAGAAUGUGCCACAGUUGAUACACCAAUUGUUGAUGCGCUGCAUACAAUGCAUGACGGAAAAUUUUUGCACCUUCCUGUAGUAGACAGAGAUGGAACUGUUGUUGCUGUUGUUGAUGUAAUUCAUAUCACUCAUGCUGCUGUAGCUACUGUUGGAAAUACUGCUGGAGUCAGCAAUGAGGCCGCAAACUCUUUGAUGCAAAAGUUUUGGGAUUCUGCCAUGGCCUUAGGUCCACAUGAGGAAGAUGAGGAUUCUCGAAGUGAAGGGUCAUUGAAGUUGGCUUCUGACGGAGCAGAGACAGGGAGAUCACUUCCCUUUCCAUCGUCAAAUUUUCCUAAUACGUUUGCUUUCAAACUUCAAGAUAAGAGGGGUCGAAUGCAUAGAUUUACUUGCAAUAUUCAGAGUUUGACAGAUCUUAUAACCUCCAUUGUUCAGAGAAUGGGAGAUGACAUUGACCGCAACAACCUUCCUCAAAUUUUGUAUGAAGACGAAGACCGUGAUAAAGUUAUUUUGGCAUCAGAUAAUGAUCUUGUAGCAGCUGUGGAACAUGCAAAACAAGUUGGUUGGAAGGGUUUGAGACUGCAUUUGGAUUAUUCAGGAACACGCGGUCGCCGAAGGGGUUCAGCAGGAGGAAGUAUGGAUUAUGCUUAUGCAGAUUCUGCAUGGUCAUCAGCAUACAGUACCGUUGCAGCUGGGGCUGCUCUUGUUGCCGGAUUAGGCGUUUUAGCGUACUUGAAGAGAUCCGGCAACUGAUACUAUUUCUGUUUGAAGAAGCCUAGAGCGAUUUUCCAAGAGCUCAAUGGAAUUGGCUGGGAGGGCAUAACUUGUGCUUCAUACGUCCUUUUAUAGAAACUAUACCACAUACACAAGUGAAAUUCAAUUCUUCGUUUUCUAAUUAUUGCUGAAUUACAUGCUUGAUUGUUUCUCUGAUGCGUACUCACGCAACUUCAUGAACUUGUGUAAAAAUUAAACGCUGCCACCUGAAAUGCACAAGUUCUUGAAUUCGGAGGAUUUGGAUUGAUUUUGUUGUAU